Messenger RNA from Coregonus sp. 'balchen', 10965 nucleotides. The record is from the annotation of a GenBank genome assembly. Lineage: Eukaryota; Metazoa; Chordata; Actinopteri; Salmoniformes; Salmonidae.
GAGGAGGGAGAGAGAGAGGGGAGGAAAGGAAAAGGAGAGGAGAGGAGAGGAGAGGAGAGAAGAGGAGAGGAGGAACGAAGGAGGGGAGGAGGCAGGAGGAUAGCGAGAGGAGGCGAGAGGAGAGAGGAGAGAGGAGAGAGGAGGGAAGAGAGGAGAGGAGAGGAGAGGAGAGAGAGGAGGGAGAGAGCGAGGGAGGGGAUGGAGAGAGGAGGGAAGAAGAGGAGAGGAGAGGAGAGGAGAGGAGAGGAGAGGAGGGGAGAGGAGAGGAGGGGUGAGGAGAGGAGAGGAGAGGAGAGGAGAGGAGAGGAGAGGAGAGGAGAGGAGAGGAGAGGAGAGGAGAGGAGGAGAGGAGAGGAGAGGAGAGGAGAGGAGGAGGAUAGGAGAGAGGAUGGAGAGGAGAGGAUGGAGAGGAGAGGAGAGGAGAGGAGAGGAGAGGAGAGGAGAGGAGAGGAGAGGAGAGGAGAGGAGAGGAGAGGAGAGGAGAGGAGAGAGAGGAAGGCUCCCGUUAUACAGAAUGUUUGUCAAUGGUUUGAUUUUGAGGUGCUUUGAAGAUCGCUAAAGUUUCAGCCUAAAGUAGAGGAAGAUUGACAAGUCAGCUAACAGGUCUGCUUCCUCCAGCCUUCCUUAUGUAAAACGUUGGAUGUGUCCCAAAUAGCACCCUAUUCCCUAUAAAGUGCACUACUUUUGACCAGGGCCCUUUGUAGGAAAUAGGGUGCCAUUUUGGAUACAUACAUUCAGGGCGCUACCAUCCAUGCUGUAUGUGCAGAGUAGCUCAACUCUGUCUUGGAACGUACUGGAUAGACAACCUUCACCUGAUUGGGAAGGUGUGUAUUACAAUUAGGAUAUUAUUGGUGUCUGCCGGGCAGGUAUAUUUCAAGAGAGGACGAUGGUCUAUACGUAACACGGUGCCACCCUAACUACUGUGUUGCCUUGGCUGUGUUGGUCCAGGCCUAACUGUGUUGUUCCAGGUCUAACUGUGUUGGCUGUGUUGCUCCAGGCCUAACUGUGUUGUUCCAGGCCUAACUGUGUUGUUCCAGAUCUAACUGUGUUGGCUGUGUUGCUCCAGGCCUAACUGUGUUGGCUGUGUUGUUCCAGGUUCACUGUGUUGGUGUGUCUCAGGCUACUGUUGUUGCCAGGCCUAACUGUGUUGUUCCAGGCUAACUGGUGUGUUGUUCCAGGCCUAACUGGGUCAGGUUUUCUUCCAGGUCUAACUGUGUUGUUCCAGGCCUAACUGUGUUGUUCCAGGCCUAACUGUGUUGUUCCAGGUCUAACUGUGUUGUUCCAGGUCUAACUGUGUUGUUCCAGGCCUAACUGUGUUGCUCCAGGCCUAACUGUGUUGGCUGUGUUGUUCCAGGCCUAACUGUGUUGGCUGUGUUGUUCCAGGCCUAACUGCGUUGGCUGGGGUUGUUCCAGGCCUAACUGCGUUGUUCCAGGCCCUAACUGUGUUGGCUGUGUUGUUUCCAGGCCUAACUGUGUUGGCUGUGUUGUUCCAGGCCUAACUGUGUUGGCUGUGUUGUUCCAGGUCUAACUGUGUUGGCUGUGUUGCUCCAGGCCUAACUGUGUUGUUCCAGGUCUAACUGUGUUGGCUGUGUUGCUCCAGGCAUAACUGUGUUGUUCCAGGUCUAACUGUGUUGGCUGUGUUGCUCCAGGUCUAACUGUGUUGGCUGUGUUUCUCCAGGCCUAACUGUGUUGUUCCAGGCCUAACUGUGUUGGCUGUGUUGUUCCAGGCCUAACUGUGUUGGCUGUGUUGUUCCAGGCCUAACUGUGUUGGCUGUGUUGUUCCAGGCCUAACUGUGUUGGCUGUGUUGUUCCAGGCCUAACUGUGUUGGCUGUGUUGUUCCAGGCCUAACUGUGUUGGCUGUGUUGUUCCAGGUCUAACUGUGUUGGCUGUGUUGUUCCAGGCCUAACUGUGUUGGCUGUGUUGUUCCAGGCCUAACUGCGUUGUUCCAGGCCUAACUGUGUUGGCUGUGUUGUUCCAGGCCUAACUGUGUUGUUCCAGGCCUAACGUGUUGGCUGUGUUGCUCCAGGUCUAACCGUGUUGGCUGUGACAGUGCUGUUCCCAUAAAAAUAGAAUGUCAGUUGAGUUGAAUGUUAAUAAAGCGCAGACUGAAUUCCUGCUUUUACUUCCUGCUUUGCCCCAAUGGGGACAGACAAUAGAGAUAGAUAGAGGACUCAUCUUUGUAUCUGUGCCACUAUAGCAUCUGUGACAGCAUAGGCAGCGCCAUUCAGGCUAUCUCCAUUUUGAAGUAGUAUUUUUAAUUUUUUAUUCAUGAUUGGCUGAUGAUUGGCUGAUCCCUCCUGAUGACCCGGUUGGACAUGACUCCAACAGGGUCACCAGGAGGGAUUGGCCAAUGAAGUUGGAAGUCCCACCCAGUUGACUUCAUUAAAAUGGUGGAAGCCCUGAAUGGCUCUGCCCGUGCUAAUAUGGCCUUUUGGCCCCUAGAGGCCUCUAUCGUUCUCUAUGGGACAGACUCAAAAUGGCUGCCAGACCAGUCCACCCAUUAUGGCGUCAUUGACAUGAAUGGGGAUGCCCAGCCCGUUCUAUUCAUUGUAAUUCUGUGGUGUUCCCCAGCAGUGGCUGAUAGGGGACAGGGAGACCCACUGUGGGAUCAUCUGUUCCAGGACACAGGGCAAGCCGGUGUGUGGCUCUGAUGGGCGGAGCUACGAUACCGGCUGUGACCUGCAGAGGGCGCGCUGCAAGGACCGCUCUCUGACGCUAGCACACCGCGGACGAUGUCGAGGUGAGGCUGAGAACCCACACACACACACACACACAUUGUGUAGGAGCGCUAUACAAAGCACACACACACACACACACACACACGUACACACGUGCACACACACACACACACACACACACACACACACACAUACACAUUGUGGCUGGUCUUUGGUGUUUCAGGUAAAAACUCGGUGAGGAUUGACCAGCUUCCAGUAGCUGCUGCUCCAACAUCAGUGUCAGAGGGGAAGAACCUGGAACUGGAAGGUCUGUCUGUCUGUCUGUCUGUCUGUCUGUCUGUCUGUCUGUCUGCCUGUCUGCCUGUCUGUCUGUCUGUCUGUCUGCCUGUCUGUCUGCCUGUCUGUCUGUCUCUUUGGCUGUCUGUCUGUCUGUCUGCCUGUCUGUCUGUCUGUCUGUCUGUCUGUCUGUUUGUCCUGGCUGUCUCUCUGUCUGUCUCUAUGUCUGUCUGUCUGUCUGUUUGUCCUGUCUGUCUCUCUGUCCCUCUGUCUGUCUGUCUCUAUGUCUGUCUGUCUCUAUGUCUGUCUGUCUGUCUCUAUGUCUGUCUGUCUGUCUCUAGUAGUAAUAUUUCUGUCUUUGGGGGGGGCUGCUGUCCAAUAGUGCAUAUUGGUAUUCUAAGGUUCCUUUGGGACGUGGAACCCAUGCGGCUGAUCUGUUGUGUAUCUUCAGCCCAAUCGAGUCUUCUGUGAUCUGCUGGUGAUGCGGACAGAGCUCAAGCCCAACCCAGAUCCAUGUGAUCUGCUGGUGAUUUGCUGAAUCUGCAAUCCUACAGGAGGGCUGUGAUUGGUUAAUGACCUACAAUGUACAGUUGAAGUCGGAAGUUUACAUACACUUAGGUCGUAGUCAUUCAAACUCGUUUUUCAACCACUCCACAAAUUUCUUGUUAACAAACUAUAGUUUUGGCAAGUCGGUUAGGACAUCUACUUUGUGCAUGACACAAGUACAUUUUCCAACAAUUGUUUACAGACAGAUUAUUUCACUUAUAAUUCACUGUAUCACAAUUCCAGUGGGUCAGAAGUUUACAUACACUAAGUUCACUGUGCCUUUAAACAGCUUGGAAAAUUCCAGAAAAUGAUGUCAUGGCUUUAGAAUCUUCUGAUAGGCUAAUUGACAUCAUUUGAGUCAAUUGGAGGUGUACCUGUGGAUGCAUUUCAAGGCCUACCUUCAAACUCAGUGCCUCUUUGCUUGACAUCAUGGGAAAAUCAAAAUAAAUCAGCCAAGACCUCAGAAAAAAAAAUGUAGACCUCCACAAGUCUGGUUCAUCCUUGGGAGCAAUUUCCAAACGCCUGAAGGUACCACGUUCAUCUGUACAAACAAUAGUACGGAAGUAUAAACACCAUGGGACCACGCAGCCGUCAUACCGCUCAGGAAGGAGACGCGUUCUGUCUCCUAGAGAUGAACGUACUUUGGUGCGAAAAGUGCAAAUCAAUCCCAGAACAACAGCAAAGGACUUUGUGAAGAUGCUGGAGGAAACAGGAACAAAAGUAUCUAUAUCCACAGUAAAACGAGUCCUAUAUCGACAUAACCUGAAAGGCCACUCAGCAAGGAAGAAGCCACUGCUUCAAAACCGCCAUAAAAAAGCCAGACUACGGUUUGCAACUGCACAUGGGGGCAAAGAUCUUAAUUUUUGGAGAAAUGUUCUCUGGUCUGAUGAAACAAAAUAGAACUGUUUGGCCAUAAUGACCAUCAUCAUGUUUGGAGGAAAAAGGGGGUCGCUUGCAAGCCGAAGAACACCAUCCCAACCGUGAAGCAUGGGGGUGGCAGCAUCAUGCUGUGGGGGUGCUUUGCUGCAGGAGGGACUGGUGCACUUCACAACAUAGAUGGUAUCAUGAGGAAGGAAAAAUAUGUGGAUAUAUUGAAGCUCAAGACAUCAGUCAGGAAGUUAAGGCUUGGUCGCAAAUGGGUCUUCCAAAUGGAGAAUGACCCCAAACAUACUUCCAAAGUUGUAGCAAAAUGGCUUAAGGACAACAAAGUCAAGGUAUUGGAGUGGCCAUCACAAAGCCCUGACUUCAAUCCUAUAGAAAAUUUGUGGGCAGAACUGAAAAAGCGUGUGCGAUCAAGGAGGCCUACAAACCUGACUCAGUUACACCAGCUCUGUCAGGAGGAAUGGGCCAAAAUUCACCCAACUUAUUGUGGGAAGCUUGUGGAAGGCUACCAGAAACGUUUGACCCAAGUUAAACAAUUUAAAGGCAAUGCUACCAAAUAAUAAUUGAGUGUAUGUAAACUUCUGACCCACUGGGAAUGUGAUGAAAGAACAAAAAGCAGAAAUAAAUCAUUCUCUCUAAUAUUAUUCUGACAUUUCACAUUCUUAAAAUAAAGAGGUGAUCCUAACUGACCUAAAACAGGGCAUUUUUACUUAGAUUAAAUGUCAGGAAUUGUGAAAAACUGAGUUUAAAUGUAUUUGGCUAAGGUGUAUCUAAACUUCCGACUUCAACUGUAGGUCUAUUUCCCUGCUUUGAGAGGAGCUGGCAGCUGUACUGUUCUCUUGCGUUACAAUAUCUUAACUUCAAUCAUCUCCAAACUGCACGCAGAGACAUACAAAUGGUAUUGAUGAGUUCAUCUGACUGGGGAAGUAGAUAAACCACCUAAAUCUUGAAAGCAGCAGGAUCCCUUUAAAGCUGGAGUCCAUAGUGGUGAAACUGCCACAUCAGUUUGCGACAUUACAAAAUCAAAGAUGUUACUUUAGACAACAAACAUUGUUUUGUUUUUUCUCACGGACAUCAUUUCUUCAAAAGUAACAGAGCCCACUCUGGAAAUGUGAUGUUAUCAAAAAGGAUACUUUUGAGAUAUAUAUAAUAAUAUUAUUAUUUACACUUUUUGGUGAUAUCCAAUUGGUAGUUAAAGUCUUGUACCAUCACCGCGACUCCCGUACAGACUCGGGAGAGAGCCAUGCGUCCUCUGAAACACGACCCUGCUAAGCCGCACUGCUUGCUUAACCCGGAAGCCAGCCGCACAAAUGUGUCGGAGGAAACACUGUACAAUUGGCGACCGAAGUCAGCGUGCAAGCACCCGGACCACCACAAGGAGUCGCUAGAGCGCAAUGGGACAAGGACAUCCCUGCUGGCCAAACUUGGACGACACUGGCCCAGUUGCGCGGCGCCUCAUUGGUCUCCCGGUCGCGAUACAGCCUGGGAUCUAACCUCAAACACUGCGAUGCAGUGCCUUAGACCGCUUGGCCUUAGACCGCUUGGCCUUAGACCGCUGCACCUUAGACCGCUGCACCUUAGACCGCUGCACCUUAGACCGCUUGGCCUUAGACCGCUGCGCCUUAGACCGCUGCGCCUCGGGAGGCCCUGAAUAAUAAUAUUUUUUAUGUUGAAUAAAUUAAUGUCAAACAUUUUAUUUCAGAAUAUAGAUUUGGGAUUCUUGAAAGUCGCGACAUUCCUUGUCUGGCAGGGCAACGUUUUUUAAAUAGUAAAAUAAAGACAUAUUUGGUUAAAUUAUUUGAAUUAAAAAAUUACAUUUAAGUGAUUUUUAUAAAGGGAAAGAUUUGUUUUGGGAAUGUAAAAAAUAUUUUUGAUAUUAUUCAUUUCCAUGUCAGCUCUAUGCUCGGAAAUGCCCUUGUCCGGAGCAAAGGAUCCACAUUUCUAACUCUCCAAAAAACUGUUUAAAUUGAAAGAAACUGUCAAUAAUGUAUAUUAACUGAAAAAGGAUCUUAUGAAAAAGGAUCUAUCUUGCAAUAGCCCUCUGUGACUUUAAAUAAUAUUUCUCUCAAAACUGAUUCCUAAAAGAUGUGUCCGGAGAUUUGGUCAACUUUGUCCGAUUUGUCUAAAAUACUAAAUUAAUCAGGAAUUAGCAGGGUCAGUUAUACCAUUACAAUACCAGUCAAAAGUUUGGACACAUCUACUCAUUCCAGGGUUUUUCUUAAUUUUUUACUAUUUUUUACAUUGUAGAAUAAUAGUGAAGACAUCAAAACUAUGAAAUAACACAUAUGGAAUCAUGUAGUAACCAAAAAAGUGUUAAACAAAUUAAAAUAUAUUUUAUAUUUGAGAUUCUUCAAAUAGCCACCCUUUGCCUUGAUGACAGCUUUACACACUCUUGGCAUUCUCUCAACCAGCUUCAUGAGGUAGUCACCUGGAAUACAUUUCAAUUAACAGGUGUGCCUUCUUAAAAGUUAAUUUGUGGAGUUUCUUUCCUUCUUAAUGCGUUUGAGCCAAUCAGUUGUGUUGUGACAAGGCAGGGGGGGUAUACAGAAGAUAGCCCUAUUUGGUAAAAGACUGUCCAUAUUUAGGCAAGAACAGCUCUAAUAAGCAAAGAGAAAUGACAGUCCAUCAUUACUUUAAGACAUGAAGGUCAGUCAAUACGGAAACUUUCAAGACCUUUGAAACGUUUCUUCAAGGGCAGUCACAAAAACCAUCAAGCGCUAUGAUGAAACUGACUCAUGAGGACCGCCACAGGAAAGGAAGACCCAGAGUUACCUCUGCAGCAGAGGAUAAGUUCAUUAGAGUUACCAGCCUCAGAAAUUGCAUCCCAAAUAAAUGCUUCACAGAGUUCAAGUCACAGACACAUCUUAACAUCAACUGUUCAGAGGGGACUGUGUGAAUCAGGCCUUCAUGGUCGAAUUGCUGCAAAGAAACCACUACUAAAGGACACCAACAAGAAGAAGAGACCUGCUUGGGCCAAGAAACACGAGUAAUGGACAUUAGACCGGUGGAGAUUUGUCCUUUGGUCUGGAGUCCAAAUCUGAGAUUUUUGGUUCCAACUGCCGUGUCUUUGUGAGACGUGGUGUUGGUGAAUGAAUGAUCUCCGCAUGUGUAGUUCCCACCGUAAAGCAUGGAGGAGGAGGUGUUAUGGUGUGGGGGUGCUUUGCUGGUGACACUGUCUGUGAUUUAUUUAGAAUUCAAGGCACACUUAACCAGCAUGGCUACCACAGCAUUCUGCAGCGAUACGCCAUCCCAUCUGGUUUGGGCUUAGUGGGACUAUCAUUUGUUUUUCAACAGGACAAUGACCCAACACACCUCCAGGCUGUGUAAGGGCUAUUUUACUUGGCCUCCACAAUCCCCCAACCUCAACCCAAUUGAGAUAGUCUGGGAUGAGUCGGACGUGAAGGAAAAUCAGCCAACAAGUGCUCAGCAUAUGUGGGAACUCCUUCAAGACUGUUGGAAAAGCAUUCCAGGUGAAGCUGGUUGAGAGAAUGCCAAGAGUGUGCAAAGCUAUCAUAAAGGCAAAGGGUGGCUAUUUGAAGAAUCUCAAAUAUAAAAUAUAUUUUGAUUUGUUUAACACUUUUCUGGUUACUACAUGAUUCCAUAUGUGUUACUUCAUAGAUUUAAUGUCUUCACUAUUAUUCUAGAAUGUAAAAAAUAGUAAAAAUAAAGAAAACCCUUGAAUGAGUAGGUGUGUCCAAACUUUUGACUGGUACUUUAAAUGACCACUCAUGGUCUGUAAAGUUCUUUUGAUAGAUUUAAAAACCCCAAUAUUGAAAUCACCAUGGUCACAACCAUAAACUGUCAACUCCAGCUCCCUGAUAGAUUAAGAUAGGAUAUGAAUUUAGGUUCAAAUAUGUUUAUUUUAAUUAGGUUUAAGAGUCAUGAAGCAACUGAGGAGAAACUAAAUUGCUACUGUGUAUACCACUUGAAUGAAGAAGAAAAAUGAAAUUUUUGUCAACUCCGUAAAACAUAAACUCAGUCAGAUUUUUGUCUAACGUCAACUCCGUCAGAGUGCUGUAAGAUCUGAUAGAAUUGUUAUGUUUUUAUUGGGGAUUUUCAAAUGAAUCAUUUUUCUAUAUUUUACAAAUGUUUGUAUUGAAUGUGUGUAUUUGGUAUCAACUCCGUUAGGGGCUUGUCAACUCCGUCACUGAUAACCCUCUUACGAUACAUUUUUGAAUCAAUAUUCGUAAAAAAAAUAUUUGAAUCACUGUUUGGCAACAUUCCUGUGCUAGACGUAAGGGAUAACGUUUGCUUUAUAAAUGUUGUUUUAUGUUUUUUUUAAAUAUUACAAAAAACAUGCCAAAAUGCUAACGAAAUUAGCCCUGGGGCAUUAUGUGGAGUUAUAAAAAUACAUGAAAAAAUAUGUGUGGAGAUUUGUAUCACAUAUUUGAAUAAUCUAAUAUUAGAAAUUAACAAUCAUGGCCUUUAAACACUUGUUGAACAAUAAAUGUACAAAUAAAAAGCCUUUUAUGGUGUCUGGCGGCGUUGACAUAAAUCCAGUUAGUUGCAUUUUAUGAAAAAAUUUUGAAGAAUUAUUAGGUUGUUCCUUUACAUGGUGGGACAGCUGAUACUCUGGUCAAAAAUAUAUAUUUGAAAUGUUGUUAAUAUUAAGAAAAAUAUAUUUAUUCGAAAAGUAUAGAUUGUCCCGUCUUUCAAGAAUCCUUGAAAUGGUAUUUGUCUGUAGAAUGCUAUGUUCUGCGUAUUUGAAGACACGUCAGUGAAGUUAGGAACGUUUGCAGAUCUGAUUUUAGAACUUGCCAUAAAGAAUCUCGCAGUAAUACGGUAUCAUUGAUACAUCCCCAUGUUAAAAAGGAGACAGGGGUAGACCAAAGUAUCAGCAAAAAAAAUAAAUAAAUAAACUGACAUAGAGUUUAUACUUCCUAUUCCAAUCAUAAUGUGGGGUCAAAAUAAUGAAAAACUAUCUACCAAAUCUAUUCAUCUUAAAAUGUUGAUUACUUCUCCUUGCCACUAUCAUUCACCUGAUGUAAAACAAGACAGCAAUUGUUUUGCUAACGUAUGAUGGGGGUCCCUGGGUCGCCGGUUUGCCUGGGAGGGGGUCCCUGGGCAAGAAAAGGUUGAAGACCCCUGGACUAUCAAAAUAUAUAUUUUCAAAUGCUGUUAAUAUUAAGAAAGUAGAGAUUGUCCCGUCUUUCAAAAUUCCUGAGAUAUACUCCAUAUUUUAGAGCACACUAUAAGGAGUAUAAUGAAACCAAGAUGUAGUUUGCGCCAUAUACGGUUCACGGAUCAUGUGAUCUAACAGGAAGCAUGUAUAGGUCUAAAAAAGCUCUUAAAACAUUUUCAUCAUGAAUUUAAAAAUAAAUAAUAAUAAAAACAAUAAUAAAAAAUAAAAUAAUAAAUAAUAAUAAUUUCAAAUAUAUAUAUAUAUAUAUAUAUAUAUAAUAAAUACAUAAAUAAAAUAUAGAUAAAAAAUAAAAUAAUUUUUUUUUGUAAAGUGCUUGUCCCACUGGCUAUCAUAGGUGAACGCACCAAUUUGUAAGUCGCUCUGGAUAAUGUAAAAAGGCAUGUUAAACAUUUUUCCUCCUAGUGAAGUUUUUCAUGUGAGAAUUUACAGAACAAUCUGUGAUACCAAAGAUAUAUUUUCGGGCCAUGCUGGCGUGGAAUCGCCCACUAUGUUUUUAAGCGUCUGGAAUGUGCUGUCAAAUGAAGCGUUGAGUAUUUUGUCCUUCCAGUAUAAAGUAGGUGCACAGAGAGCGUGUAUUGUGAGGCGAGCCAGUGGGUUGGGAUGUUGUUUCAGUGAAUGCAAGUACAGAUACAGGAUGUUAAUUUUAGCCAGUUUGUUACAGCAGGAAAAUAAUCUUGCAGCAACACGAAAUGUGAAUUAUUAUGUGGAUUAUAAUUAAUUUACAUUUUUUGUAGGGGUUUAUACAUUUUUCGUUAGGGCAAAUCAAGUCUAAAAUGUCAAAGUGGAUAUAACAAACUUUAGAAGCCUUUUUAAAACUCAAAUACAAUACAUGUUUUCAAAAUUCAGAGCAAUUAAAGACUGAUCAAAUUAAGGUCCUACAUCUGUAUAUAUGUCCUCUGGUUGUGAAUGCUGUGACAGUGAAUGCAGGGCAGGUGUACCUAUAGUUUGAAUGCUGUGACAGUGAAUAAAUACAGGUACAGUAUACCUGUCCUUGUGGUUGUAUUUCAGAUGGAGGCCAGUCUAAGUGCAGGGUGGAGAGGAAUCAGGCUCUGGAGCAGUCUAAGAGACCUCAGGAGUCCAUCUUCAUCCCAGAAUGCAACGAGGACGGAACCUUCGCCCAGGUCUGUGUCUCUCAGGAGUGUUCAUCUCUGGGAGCCAAUUGCAAAACCCCGGAAACUUUCCAGAAAACCAGAAAUCCCGGUUGGAGGAAUUAUAGUUGUAGGAGACUUUCUCUGCUUUUUUUCUGAAAACCCUGGGCAUUUUGGGACACCCAUUGUCUUCAUGAACCCUCCACUAUACGUCUUCAUUUCUGCUCUCUACAGGUGCAGUGUCACACUCUGACAGGAUACUGCUGGUGCGUCACCACCGACGGAAAACCAGUCAGCGGCUCCUCCGUGCACAACAGGACCCCUGUGUGUUCAGGUACCUUGAGCGUUUAG